AUGAUGAACGUCAAGCCAUCUCGCUCCCUCGUCAGCGCUGGCUCUACAGUGAAGGAUAUUGAGGGCGAUGAACUUCCAUACCCUCCCAUGCCAAAGCCGGAGAGCCUGACUGAUCGAGUGAUCUGUACGAUCUGCUCCGAGCCAAUAAACAUGUUUCUCUUGACAGAGGACAGGUGGAAAGCCCAUGUCGAUGCAGACCUACAUCCCUAUGUUUGCAUAUCCGAGCAAUGCAAAGAGCCUCUCAAAUUCUUCCAACGGAAGCAAGACUGGGUAGAGCACAUGCAAACUCGGCACACUCUAGAGUGGGCGCAGAAGAUUCACACCGAGGUAUGGCAAUGCGACAUUGGGCACUCAGAAACCAAAUACUUUGACCAGAAGGAUCACUACUUGGAUCAUUUGAAAACCCAACAUGAUGGGCAAUUUACUUCCUCCCAGAUCCAAGGGCGAGCAAGACGCAACAAGAAGACAGCCACUCGAGAGCCCUUUGUAUGUCCUUUCUGCGACUGCAUACCCGACGACAUCGAGUAUAUUGUUCACGAGAAACCGUAUAGCAAGUUGGCAACACAUAUCAGGCGUCAUCUCAAGUACAUCUCCUUUUUCUCGUUAUCGUACCUUGGUGUCGACUUUGGCGAUAGUGAGAGCACCACUGGUUCCUCGAGCGACGACAACGAGGAGAGAGCCAGCCGAUCAUCGCACUCGCUCAGUCGCCUCAAAGACGUGUCACUUUCCGAUAUUCCUGAAACCGAGAUCACUGGCCACUCCCGCAGGGUCCAAGGGGAGGUGUUCCCAGACGUUCCGCUAGAUAUCGACGAUUCUGACUGGAGCUUUAUCCCUCAGGCACCUCUGGAGACAAAUUGGGACAUGCUGAAAAAAGGUUUUGGAUCUGAACAUCCUGUUCCAGAGCAACCGUUGCAAUAUGAACUUCCAGCCGAGUUGCUUGCUCAGACGGAAUUGCAUGACAAGCAGCCAUGCACACCCAGCAUUAAGGUGCCAGUGGAUGACAAGAGACCAAGCGACAUGUCUUCUUUUCACGAGCAAAUCCCUUCUCAGUUCUUGGCUAUUGCUAUUGACUUUGGUACGGUCUCCUCAAGUGUUUCCUACGCCUUCUCCACAGACGACUCGAUCCACGACAUAGCAGGAUACCCGGGCUUUCAAUCCGUUCACGGUGAUCCCACUCAAGUUCCCACGAUUGUCGAUCUCAAGACGGGUUCAUGGGGCUACCAAGUCGAGCCCAGCAUGGAGAAGUCCAUCAAGUGGCUCAAGCUCCUCCUCCUCAAUGAGGACGAAAUUCAGUACGACGAAAUUCGCAACUGGCGCAUCAGGCAGGGCCAACGACUUCAUGAGCUAGGAACAACGGCUGUUGAUGUAGUAUCGACGUUUCUGAGAAAGAUCUGGAGCCAUACGUUGAAUCGACUAAAGGUGGUGUUGGCCUUCAGCUUGCUGCCGCUGAGGGUUGCGAUCACGGUUCCAGCAAUCUGGCCGCCUUAUGCCGAGAGAGCCAUGAGGCAGGCGGCUCAGAUGGCCGGAAUUCUUGAUAAAAGAGACGCUGGUGAGACUUUACUGAGGCUCGUUCAAGAACCUGAGGCUGCUGGGCUACAUUUUUUGCUAGAGAUGCAACCAGAUGUCCAUUAUGGGGAUUCGUUUGUCGUUUGCGAUGCCGGCGGCAGCUCAGUUGAUGUCGUCACUUACUUGGUUGAAUCGGUUGAACCAUUUCGAGUGAAGGAGUGUGUCAUCGGGAGUGGAACGUUUGCUGGGGGGAUACUCAUCAACGAAAAAUUCGUUCGAUACUUGUCAACCAAAGAAAACUUCAAUCUGAAGCAUCUCAAUCCUGACGAGCUUUUGGCUUUGAUGAGGACAUGGGAAACGAACCAUAAGAGCGAGAAGACGGAAAUGUUCUUCCACGAAUCCUCUACCAGCAUCCAGACCUUGGUUCACCAGCAGUGCAUUGCCGCAAAACAACAGCCAAAGUAUAUCUUCCUCACUGGGGGGUUAAGUGGCUCGCCUUAUAUCUGCAAGAACCUGGAGAACAGUAACCUUUCUGUCAAAAUAGCCAAAUCACGAUCAGGGAGCUCAGCCGUAGCUCACGGUGCUGUUGCUAGACUCCUACAGUAUGGAGUUCUCGAGCAGGUAUCUAUCAGUGCCGAACAACAAUAUUUUCUCACCGUGUUACCUGAGAUCACAGCUCGCAAGUCGCGGUACAGCUAUGGGGUCGCUGUAAAGCGUAACAUCCUAGCUCUCAGGGACUACGACCCGGAGCAAGACAAGGUAGAAAUAGAUCAUGAUGGCCAAAGAGUUACGACCCGCCUGAGUUGGUGCCUCUUCGCAGCAAGUUCACCUCACAUCCCGACUCUAUUUCCGUAUCCUAACCCAUCACAGGGCGACGAGGUAGAGCGCCACUCGCCAGUCGUCAUAAGGCACAUCAAUUACAAUAGUUACCAGCUGCCCGAGCGGCUUGAGUUCGAGAUCGUUUACAGCGCGUCCCGUACAGUACCUAAUCGGCCUGGCCCGAGGGUCAAGAACCUAGGUCGGAUAGAGUGCAUUUGGGACAAGACGUUGGAGAAGCGGAAGCGAGGUGAAUGGUCGGGGUACGACAGACUCACACUGGCGAUGGUCUUUGACGGUGAGCAGCCCAAAUUGCGAUGGGAGAAGGCUAGACCGAAUCAGUCAAUUUGGUUGAGUUGA
Fusarium keratoplasticum is the source of this 2682-nucleotide messenger RNA. RefSeq lists its product as uncharacterized. The transcript is spliced from 9 exons. The record is from RefSeq and is a predicted model, not a curated record. Bases 1 to 2682 code for a protein of 893 amino acids. Lineage: Eukaryota; Fungi; Ascomycota; Sordariomycetes; Hypocreales; Nectriaceae.